Closterium sp. NIES-65 is the source of this 531-nucleotide messenger RNA. Lineage: Eukaryota; Viridiplantae; Streptophyta; Zygnematophyceae; Desmidiales; Closteriaceae. The record is from the annotation of a GenBank genome assembly.
AUGGAAGACCUGGCUCUACGAGCAGGCCCACAACCAGUGGACGGGGUUGACACUGGUCGUAAUGUGAUUGUGGAGUGCAGUGAGCUGGUGGGGCUGCCCACCUCGCUGUGCCUGCUGUCGUCCCUCACACAUAUGAUAAUGAGUGAAUGCCCCGCACUGGCAACGCUGCCACAUGCCAUGGGCCUUGGCCUGCAUUGCGUGCAAGAGCUGACUCUCAAGUGCAAGAAACUCACCCACCUGCCUCCGUCCUUCUUCCGGCUGACCGCGCUUGAACAGCUAAGCAUCGUUCACCUGGCGCGCGUGAAAGGGCCCCUGCCAGGCGGCUUCAGCUGCUUCACACGCCUAAGGGAGCUCUCUCUCCUUGCCAUGCCGCACCUCACAGCCCUCCUGGCGUCACUGGCUGCCCUCGCCCCCACGCUCACCAGCCUCCAUGGGGCGUGCUGCUGCGAGUUAGAGGUCGUGGCAGAGGAGCUGAGCCAGCUAACCAUGCUUCACACGCUCACCCUCACGCGUCUGGAUAACCUGAAAUAG